Dreissena polymorpha is the source of this 5015-nucleotide messenger RNA. Its product is annotated as steroid 17-alpha-hydroxylase/17,20 lyase-like. NCBI's taxonomy places the organism in Eukaryota, Metazoa, Mollusca, Bivalvia, Myida, Dreissenidae. Gene Ontology annotation, molecular function: steroid 17-alpha-monooxygenase activity; heme binding; iron ion binding. Gene Ontology annotation, biological process: progesterone metabolic process; hormone biosynthetic process. The coding region runs from base 252 to 1598 and encodes 448 amino acids. The transcript has 10 exons. The record is from RefSeq and is a predicted model, not a curated record.
GCUUCUGCCACUUGCACAGUUUUUCUAAACUUUUUUGUUUUAAGUGCUGGCGAUUUAUAAUGCAAUAAUACUCUGCAAUGGUAUUUUUUACCACAAUUUAAGCAAUAUCUAUGUCUGUGUGGAACAUUUAUUGUUUAAAACUCAUUUUCUCGGCAAAAUAGUCAGCAGUUGUAAACGCUCGAUCUACUUGAAUAUAAUCCUGACACGCGAAGUAUUUGGCGAGAGGGAAAGGGAAGACUUAUCAGAUCAGUAUGAGCAACUUUUGCAAACAGUGCCUAGAGUGGACCCCGACGUAUGGACCUGUGCUUACGCUUCAUUUGGGCCCAAUGAAGCUUGUUGUCGUGAACAAGAUAGAUGUCGCGCUAGAGGUUCUUGUGAAAAAAUCAACAGACUUUGCCAACCGUAUGGUUACCCCAACAGUCAGAGUAUUCACAGAAGGGGGUAAGAACAUCGGGUUCAGUAACUAUACGCCCACCUGGAAAUUGCACAGGAAAAUGUCGUCGAAAGCUCUUAGACAGCUGAUGCAGGGCCCUGCACUCGAACAGAAGAUUCACAAUGCCAUGGUAACUGUUUUCGCUGAGAUGGACAAAAUAGUAGGCAAGCCGUCCGAACCAGCCGAGCACAUCAACUACGCCAUAGGCAACAUACUGAUGGGAUUAUGCUUCGGGGGCAGCUUCGACUUUGAAGACAAAGAAAUAAAUUUUAUAUUAAAAGCAUACGACGAACUACUUGAGAAGAUUAGCAAUUUUCGUGAAGACAUUUUCCCGCCAUUACAAUACUUGUUUAAGUCAAAAGCAUUCAAACGUGUUGAGGAUGCUUCAGAGACGGUUUUAGCGUACAUUAAAAAACGCUAUAGUGCUGAGCUGGCUACUUACACGCCUGGCGUACAACGCCACCUAGCGGACCAUCUGAUUCUCGCCCGCCAGGAGGCGGAAAAGGAGGAGGAUCCGGAAGUGCUGGCGUCCCUAACCGAGACCCACAUCAGACAGACACUUGCUGACAUUUUCUUUGCUGGUAUCAACACCUCCCGUUCGACUCUGCGUUUUGCAGUUCUUCACAUGAUCGGAAAUCCGAAAAUACAGCAGAAAGUGCAACAGGAAAUUGACCGGGUCGUGGGGCAAGACCGGCUUCCGUGUCUGAGUGAUAGGCCGGAUCUGGCUUAUACAGAGGCUGUUCUUUACGAGAGCAUGCGUCUGACAACCGUAGCCCCUACAGGAAUCUUUCACAAUACCCGUUGUGAUACGUCAAUAGGCGAAUAUAAGCUGCCAAAAGGUACCCCUGUAGUGAUAAACCACUGGGCUCUGCAUCACGACCCAGAAGCAUGGAACGACGUCGACGCUUUCAUCCCGGAGAGGUUUUUAGACGAAGACGGCAAACUGGGACCGAAACCUAAGAGCUAUCUCCCGUUCUCGGCGGGGACGCGUGUCUGUCUCGGUGAGUUCGUGGCAAAACCGGAACUGCACCUUCUGUUUGCGUGCCUCAUGCAGCGCUACACGUGGAGCAUGGAAGAUGGCAAGACCCCAGACCUCGCACCCAUAGGGUCGAUCUUUGCUAUGAAUCCGAAAGAGCAAGAUGUCGUCAUUAAGAGACGAUUUUGAUGUAAGGGGCCGCCGUGGCUGAAACUGGAAAUACGAGAAUUCCAUUCACGACUGUUGUAAUAAUCUCUUUACUCGUAUUUACCGAUUCAUUGAACUAGUGGUCACUAAAAUACUUAAUACUUACUAGAUAAAGUUCAUGUGUGGUUGAUACUAAAUACACCGUUGCUUCCGACAUUGAUCACUCCAUUAUCUUUUUUGAUCAGACACAAUUGCUAUUGGUCAGUUCAAUACAUUUUUAGGGCAGGUGUAAUGGAAGUAAAUGCCCGUGUACUUAACUUGUAAGCAAUACGCUGAAUUGAUUUUGGGGCUUAGGCUUAAUGCGAACAUAAAAUGAUACUUGAUAUUUUCUCAUGGCAUGACCAGCUAUUGCAUGUAUGUCAAAUUAUUUUCAAAGUCCAAUGAGGUUUUAGUUCUUUGGUAGGUGAUAUGUGUAUAGGAAAGACGUUUGUAAAAUACAUGUGUGCGAUUUUUCAAUAGUUAUAGAUAUUUGGGUAGCGGGCCUGCACUUAUAUAAAUAUAUAUGUUUUUGUAAUAUAUUCGAUGUAUCUGGAUUAUAAGUAGAUUGUUAAAUGUUGGUGAUUUCAUAAAUCUGUAUUCAGCUACUAUUCAAAGUAUCGAUUACAUACCAGACUAGAGCGGAUGGUUUUUGUUAUAAUGAUUUGUUACAAUAAUUAAUAUUUACUAACACGUGACAUUGCUUUAUUCAUAAAGUGUAUGCAUUAAAGACGAUGUAUCUAUGUAUAAGUCUGAAUUAACUGUAUGUUCUGUUCUGUUUUUGUUAUCACUGUAUUUCGGAUAAUUUAUGAUUUUGUGUGUGAAUAUAGACCGUAGGUCUUGCUAUGAAUGAAAUGGUCAUAUGAAACACGACCGUAUUUAUCUAUACAGAUACACAUUUUAUGUUUUAUAAUGUCGUUGUUAUAAUAUAAUUGAAACAUCAAACAGGCACUAUACAAAACGUAUAAUAUAAAGCGUCAAAAAGAUCAAGUAUACUCAUAAUUGUAUUGUCUUGAUUGUAAGAAUUUCACCUUCAAAUGUCAUUUGCACUGGAUGCAUUCGUUCAAUGCAUUCGAUGCAUUCGAUGCAUUCAUUCCGAAAUAUUGGGAAAGUACGGAUGCAUUUCUUACAGAAAAAUAACUGCUUAAUAGCGAGUAAAAUGCAAAUAUUUCGGUUAUUUGUCACAAUUAUUAAUGUCCUAUUUUUAAGGUUUCCAGAUAAUAGAAUACAGGUAGAAUUCCUAGGAGGGAGUUAUGUAUUAACAUGUAUAUAUUAUGGGCCUAGCAAACGUUGUAAGUUCAUGAAACACAUAUAAUUUAUUUUGUGGUGUGAAUAUCUGUGUAUUUUAGACUUGAGGUCCAUGUUUCCACUUCAUUAAAUUGAUUUUUUAAUGUUUGUAUUCGUAUAUAUAGUUGUAUUGUUAUAAAUGAAUGAUAAGUUAUAUUUAAAGCUUAAGCUUUUUUCAUUGUAUAUGUAUAUUACAUAUAUAUCUGUAUUAUCUAUGUUGCAUAUAUAUUUUUUCAUUCUUAUACAAAUUGAUCUUGUAGUCUUUUAGUGUUUAACUGUUUUCAACGUCGCGUGUGAAUGGAUGUGUAUUUAGCAUAUAGCCAAAGCCAAGUUGUCCUAAGUUGAUUUCAAAGCUUGGCAACAUAGAUUAUUUUUCUUACAAUUUAAAUUUGUUAAAAUAUUCAUAUGUUUCAAUUAACGCUUGGUAUAAUAAUUAAAUUUUGUUGUUGACAAUUUUCAUGUUAUAACUAAUUAUUAUCACAAUUGUCAUAAAAUGUCCAAAAUCUCAGAACCAUAUAGUAGGAUUAGCGUUAUUACUCUAUCGAAUAGAACUAGUUUGGUUUUGACAGCUCAUUUGACAAAGCUUAAAAUAGAUGCACUGUGAUGAAAUGCUCUAAACGCUGUGAUGAAAUGCUCUAAACGCUUGUUCAUUUAAUAUUUUUACAGUAUGAGACAUAUUUCCAGUAUACUGGAAAUUUAUACCUAGGUGCACAAAACAAUUAAACAUGUUAUAACACUCGUUAUUUAUUGAACGCGAAUAGUUGAUGUUGCUUUAACGUGUUUCAAACAUGCAUGAUUUCUUUUGAUUUUUAUGCCCCCAUUUCGAAGAAAAGGGGGUAUAUAGUUUUCGCACUGUCCGUCGGUCGGUCGGUCAGUCAGUCGGUCGGUCGGUCGGUCACACUUCGUGUCCGCUCUCUAAUUCAAAUAGUUUUCAUCCGAUCUUUACCAAACUUGGUCAGAAGUUGUAUCCAGACAAUAUCUAGGUCAAGUUCGAAUAUGGGUCAUGCCGGAUCAAAAACUAGGUCACGGGGUCACUUAGUGCAUUUCAAGGAUUUAGCAUGGUGUCCGCUCUCUAAUUGAAGUAGUUUUCAUCUGAUCUUUACUAAACUUGGUCAGAAGUUGUAUCAAGACAAUAUCUACGUCAAGUUUGAAUAUGGGUCAUGCCGGGUCAAAAACUAGGUCACUGGGUCACUUAGUGCAUUUCAAGGAUUUAGCAUGGUGUCCGCUCUCUAAUUGAAGUAGUUUUCAUCUGAUCUUUACUAAACUUGGUAAGAAGUUGUAUUAAGACAAUAUCUAGGCCAACUUCGAAUAUGGGUCAUGCCGGGUCUAAAACUAGGUCACGGGGUCACUUAGUGCAUUUCAAGGAUUAAGCAUGUUGUGCGCUCUCUAGUUUAUGUGACUUUCUGAUUUAUUUUGAUAUUCUAAGACAUUUUUAUGCCCCCAAAGGAGGGCAUAUAGUGAUCGGACUGUCCGUUUGUCUGUUCGUCCGUCUGUCCGUCACACUUUGCGUUUAGAUUUCGAAAAAUGCUCAUAACUUCUAUGUCGCUUCAGAUAGCAAUUUCAUAUUUGGCAUGCAUGUGUAUAUGGACAAGGCCUUUCCAUACGCACACAAAUUUUUACCCCUGUGACCUUGACCUUUAACUUAGGGUCCGCGUUUAGGUUCGAAAUCUGCGUUUAGGAUUUGAAAAAAGCUAAUAACUUCUACCAAGCGUUUACACAGUUAUAUUUUUAUGUAGUGACAAAGUUACAGUUGGGGGCAUCCGUGUCCUGUGGACACACUUCUUGUUACUUUAAGAACCCAUUUAGAAGAGCAAAGGUUAUAUAUCGUUAAGUUUGUUCGGAAGGUUUACUGGGACAGUAGUAAAUAAAACAAUAUCAUCAACAAAUAACAGCAUAUGAACCGAAAGCAAAUGCAAAUCGUCAUUUGUAAAAUGUUGAAGAUGAAUACAAUGUUUAAAAUCAUUUAUAUACAAUAUAAAAUAUAAGCGUUGACAUGAAUCUCCCUUGUUUGACACUAAGAGAGACACGGAAGAAGUCGAAAUAUGACGUAUCCUGAGUGUUUUGUGUAUACAAGAGCUUAGGCUUCCGCAAAAGUACAUUUUGUAUAAUGCUGUAUAAAAUAAAAAUAAAAUCGGU